This is a messenger RNA of Labeo rohita (rohu), 5742 nucleotides long. RefSeq lists its product as uncharacterized. The record is from RefSeq and is a predicted model, not a curated record. The transcript has 2 exons. NCBI's taxonomy places the organism in Eukaryota, Metazoa, Chordata, Actinopteri, Cypriniformes, Cyprinidae. Bases 250 to 5433 code for a protein of 1727 amino acids.
ACUCAGAUUGCAAAGCGAGUCUCAUCCGCCCUCACCUAAACUUUGAUGGCAGUAAUUGGCGCACGUUUUGCAAGUUUGAUGCGUUAAAACGAAGAAGAGUCUUCUGGAUACUCAUGUGGAUUACAUCUUUGUUUUGAACAGGAUAAGUUUGGAGAUCUAAAGUGGACACGGAGUCGAUGUCGGAGAUGCACUGUAAAUUAACUCUUAUUGCAUAAGAGCUACAGCAGCAGCCAUCGAGAAACCAGUACCAUGCAGGGAUACACAUGGAGUUCAAAUCAGCAUCCUUCGUCAAGGUGCCAAGAUCGGCCUCCACCUCAGUACCAAGAGCGAUUUCAACUUCAGUACCAAGAACGGCCUCCACCUCAGUACCAAGAGCGAUUUCAACCUCAGUACCAAGAACGGCCUCCACCUCAGUACCAUGCUGCCAGGAAUGAUCAACCCAAUGCGUUCCAAGGACAGUGCAUCCCACAACUUCAAAACACAUUACAGGGAAGAUUUUCCAAUGGACAACAAGAGGCUGCAAAUCAGUGGAGGGCUUGCUCAGGCAAUGUGAACUCUUCUGCUUUUCAACAAAAUGGAUAUAAUUGGUUGCAACGGACGAACCAGAUGCAUGCCCAGUACCAAAAUGGACCCUCCCACCUGCAGCAGCAUUACCCAUCUGACAACCCCAACGCAAAUAGAUAUAAUGGCCAGAUCAAGAACUGCAGAAACACAGACUGUAGUCAAGCUCAAAUGUAUUGGUCUCCACAGUUAGACCAUGGCUCUGUGGGUAACAGCAGGGUUUGGAGUUUUCACAGUUACAACAAUGGCAACUCUUGUUCCAUGAACAAUCAGCAACAACUUCAGCCUGCUAGAAUGGCUCCUCCUCCUCCUCCUCAUCAUCAUCAUCAACAACAACAACAACAACAGCAGCAGCAGCAGCAGCAGCAGCAGCAGCAGUUCUCUAGAAAAUAUUCAGGCAAAAAGCACAGACGGCACACACAACCCUAUUCCCGGGCCUGUAACACUGAAGUCUCCCAAAAAAUUUCUACCAGUCACGCUCAGAGCAGAACUGAGGCCAAUCAUACCUCUUGUAACUCUACGACACCACCUUCUGGAGCACAAAGCAAUAUCUUGUUGCCUUCCAAUAACUUAAACCAAAGUCCUGCUAACCAUAACCAGCCAGAACUGGGGUCAAACACAGGUCCAGAUAUAUCAGCGAUCCAGUCUCAGAAUAAUGCUGGACAUCAGUCUCAGGACACAAACAAUGGGACAUAUAAUGUUAAUCAGGCCUCCCAAAUGAUACAGACCAGUGAAGCUCAGCUUCAGUCCCAAACGAAAAAAUUGUCAUCUUAUGUUGACUCAUUAAUAUAUAGAUUACUGUGUUCAGAUAACAAUGAACAAGCAAAUAAGCAGCAAUCAGAUGAAAGAAUUGCACAUCAGAACACUCAACCAGAACAGUCGGAGGUUUGUGCGACCACAAGGACUGACAAUCAUUCUUUUCGUGAACAAAGUCCACAGUGUACAGUUGAACCGCCCAGCAAAAGAAUAAAGUAUGCUAUGAUUCAAAGAGACUGUUGGAACAAAGUACCAAUAGUACCCAAAGACAAAAGUGAUUUUGGGGUACAGUCUUCCCAACCUGGUACUCAGUCAAGUAGCAAUGAGAACAGACGUAAAGAAAUGAGCCAGCACAUGAUACAAUACAGUACGGACCCUGCAGACUGUCUUGAAGUGGUGUUUGCACUACAGAAAGCUGCUCAGCAAAGUCACAAGGCCAUAGCCAUCGUUCCACCCAUUUCCCAGCAGACCUCAAACACUGCACUGACGGCUGAUACCAGCCCAAAAAAAGCUGAAAGUCCACCAUUAAAGAUUGAUAACGUUUGGUCACUUGUUGAGGAGUCUACUGAACAAAAAACUGUGGGUGACAAGCUGUCUGAAUCCUCCACACAAAUGGCUCAACACAAGAGCAAAUGCCUUGAAAACAUGACUGAAAGCAACACUGAAGACGCCGAUACGUGCUCUGCUAGCCCCGUUGAAGUUCAAAAUAACGUGCAGCAAAGUGAUCCUUCAUUUGACUUGUCUACUGUGCCAGUGACCGAGUACACACUGGAGAAACUGAUGGACUUAGUUAAGUCUAUAGAGAUGGCAGAGCUAUCAGCUGGAUGUCCUGAGAAGUCCGAGAGCAUUUUUGAAAGGGUCUUGAAACUCUACUGGAAUGGGAAAUUUUCCAAUAUGUUCGAAGCUUUGAAAUCAUUUCAAGAGAUUGUGGACUUAUCCAAAGUAUAUGCGAAAGACUAUGAGUCUGUGGUAUUUAAAAGCAUUGAAACAGAAAACCUGAAGAAGCUAGCUCAUUGCGACAUUCUCAAACAUGAUGCUUUUUUAUCGCCGGAGGAGUUCAGGUCUUCUUGGUUAAAUGUUGAUGGACAACCAGCUGAUAUUGAAAAGGUGCUUUCAGAGCCACUGUUGGAUGACGUAACCAUGUUCAAGUCAUUGUCAGGUAACACUGUUGUCACUUCAGCGAGUUUAAGUGUGAAUUCCCUCUCAGAUAUGCCUGAGGUUUCAUCUAAAGAGAAAAGUGUAAAUCCAAACACGUGCAGCCCAACAGAUCUUGUCAUGCAAAAGGAAGGAAAUGACAGGGAGGAAGUGCCUGUGGAAAACAAUGGGCAUUCAGAAGGUGAGAAAGAGACAUUCGAGACACAAGAGGACAUGAAUCAAAACCAAAAACCUUCAGACAUCUCACCUUCAGCUGAAAGGUCUACAGAGAUACUGACAGACCUCAGUAAUGCAAAAGAAGCAUUCAGACAAGAUCAAGAGCAAACAUGUGAUAAUGUAUCUGAUUCACUUUCUCCAAACCCUGGAGACAGUGUUUCAGAUGGUGCAAAAAACUCAGAGGUGUCUACAGAGAUUCAUUGUAACUCCAUGGCUACAUGGCAGGUAGAAGAUAUUUCUGAUGAUGAAACUCCAGGCAAUAAAGAAGCUCUGAAUAGCUCCGCAGACACCUGGCUGGUAGAAGAUAUUUCAGAUGAUGAAAAUCCAGUAAGUAAUGAGACUGUUAAUAACAUCCCAGGAACCUGCCUGUUAGAGGAUAUUUCUGAUGAUGAAGAUUCUGGAAAUAAGGAGGCUGUUCUUAAUUCCUCAAAUGCCUUGGAGGUGAAAGACAUCUCUGAAAAUGAGAAUCCAGUGGUGGAAGAUGUUUCCACUGAUGAAACUUCAAGCAAUGAUUCCAUGUUUAUGGGAAUCACGGUGCUGUCAUCUGAAGAUGCUAGAACAUUCUUUCAUCAGUUUGAAAAGGAACCUGCAAACAAAACCAAAUCUCAGUCCAACUUUGACUGUUUUGAUGUACCCAGUCAACCUAGCUAUGAGUGCAACAAAGCAACUGCUUGCUCUCGCUGUGGUACAGAAAUAGCGAAUUCCACAAAUUCGACAAAGAUGGACAGUGAUGCUGAUCUUUUCUGCCUCCAGUGUUGGGAACAGGCACCACUGUUUGAGCUAGAAGAGGAGCCAAGCUCUCCUAUGACAGAUGAGGCCGAUCUUCUGGCCUCUCCUGCUAAAUCAAAAGGACUGGGUCAAAAUUAUAGUCUGCCAUGUGUUAAACUUGAAGUUAGUGAGCUGACACUGGCUUCAACAAAGGAAUGCACUGCAUAUGAAGCACUGAAAGGACAAAAAAGUGACUGUCUGGUAAAAUCAGAGCUAGGGGAAGAUUGUAGUCCACCAUUUCUUAAAAUAGAAGUCGAAGAGCCAACUGUUGCACCAAAUGAAGAAUGCAUUGCAGAUGAAGGACAAAAAAGUGUGGUUUUGGUCAAAUCAGAACAGGGACACAAUUGUAGCCUGCCAUUUCUUGAAGUAAAAGUUUUGAAGACACAGGAAUCAUGCAUUGAAGAGGAACAACUGAUGGGACAAAAACGAGACAGUAUGGUAAAAUCAGAGCUGGUAGAAAACUGUAGUCCAGCAUUUCUUGAACUGAAAGUCAAGAAGCCAGCUGUUACUUUAACAGAAGAAUGCAUUGCAGAUGAAGAACUGGCAGGACAAAAAAGUGUGGUUUUGUUUAAAUCAGAACGGGGACACAGCUGUAGUCCGCCAUCUCUUGAAGUGAAAGUCUUGAAGACACUGGAGACACACAUUGCAGAGGAACAACUAACGGGACAAAAAAGAGACAGUAUGGUCAAAUCAGAACUGGUAGAAAAAUGUAGUCCAUCUUUUGAACUGAAAAUCAAGAAGUCUGUUGCUUCAACAAAAGAAUGCAUUGCAGAUGAAAGACAAAAAAGUGACUGUAUGAUGCAAUCCGAACUGAGACAAAAUUGUCCAGAUGUCAAGAUGCCUAAAGUUUCCUCUCCAGAGAAAUGCAUUGCAGAUGAAAAACCAAAAAGAGACACUAUGGCAAAAUCAGAAAUGGAAGAAAAUCAUCGUUCACCAUCUCUUGAACUGAAAGUAAAGUCAAAUCUUGCUUUGCCUAAGGCAUGCAUUGCAGAUGGAGGACUAAUAGGUCACAAAAGUGACCGUAUGGGAGAAUCAGAACUGGGACAAAAUUGUAGCCCACUAAAUCCUAAACUAGAAGUCAAGGAGCAAACUGUUGCUUCAGCAGAGGACUGCAUUACAAAUAAAGGAGCCACAAGAGAAAAAAGUGACGGUAUGCUAAAACCAGCUGAACGGGAGCUAACUGAGAUUGAACCAAAUAAGCAGAAAAACACAAAAAAUGAGAAAAUUAAGCAAUGCAGCAGAUCAUUUCCAAAAAACACUGCAUUUUCCAAACAUAAGCUAAAAUCUGGUAGCACUAGUACUGGUUCUGAUGAUUCUGUUCUUUUCACUCCAGAUGUUGUGGUUAAAAUGAACUGGCCACGAAAGAAAAAUCCACCUGGUGCAUCUGGAAACAAACGGCGUAGUAGUGAGAGUCAAAAAUGCAAUAAGAUGAAAAAAUGCAAAGAACACAGGCAAGAAAGACAGGAUAAUCCUGACACAACGAACCAUAGAGAAAACCCGACAGAGAAAGUGUCCGGACAAUCAAAUGACACACCACCCCACGGGUCAGAAAAGAAGCUGGAGCUGCAUGGUAUUCUGUCAGUGAAUAAAAUAAAAAGCACCGAACCAAAGAAAGUGAGAUUUGACUUGUAUGGGUCCAAAACUGAAAAACAGUGCUAUGCCCGAGAGCGCCGUUUUUCAGCCCCUGCUUCCUUAACGGUCUCUGAUAAAGACUAUACUGACGUGCUUUCUGCAAAACAAAAAGUUCUCAGCCAGUGGAGUAGCACCUUCAUACCAAAAACAAAGAAGACUUCUCCUCCCAGGUCACCACAGAAGAAAAAAAUGCAGAAACCUCAGGACCUCUUGAAGUCAAAUAUGAGUGCAUUAAAAAGCCAUUUGACUCACAGAGCCCAGCUAUUAUCUAGUAGUGACAGAGAGAUGAGUCACUUUAGAAAACCAUUUUUUCAUCAAAAGCUUACAAAAACACUAAGCGGCUAACCUGUGUCUAGCUGCUACGUUUACUUAAAUGUGUUUACACAUAACUGUAUCUGUAAUGUGUGACAGCAGCUUUCUGUUGAUGAUGCUGAGUAUAUUUUAUUGGUAUUGAGAGCUAAAUAAAAAGUUUAUUUUUCUAGGGCAUUAUUGUUUGUAAUAUACUACACUGUGACUGAAACAGUCAUUUUGCAGUGUUGUUUUGUAAGUAAAGCUUCUUUUUUUUUUUACAAUUUGAAGUACUUCUGAAUGUUGUUGCAUAAUGUAAAAUAUAAAUAUAUAUUUGUAUUGAGAAAUAAAUGACUGAAGAGUUUA